Cydia amplana is the source of this 2406-nucleotide messenger RNA. Its product is annotated as MICOS complex subunit Mic60-like. The coding region runs from base 265 to 2391 and encodes 708 amino acids. The record is from RefSeq and is a predicted model, not a curated record. Gene Ontology annotation, biological process: cristae formation. Gene Ontology annotation, cellular component: MICOS complex. NCBI's taxonomy places the organism in Eukaryota, Metazoa, Arthropoda, Insecta, Lepidoptera, Tortricidae. The transcript is spliced from 19 exons.
AGACAAAAUUAACCUCAAAGCCGUCAAACGUAACACAAAAUAUUAGUUUUUACAGGGCUUAUUUACAAGAUUUAAAGCUCAUUACAGUCUUUAACCUAAAUUGCAAUAAACAAAAUAAUCAGUCGAUUACAAAGGAUUCAAACCAAGGCUAGAAAAUUUUGGCCAUGCACCUCGAAGCUAUAUUACUUAGUCUAUCAAGUCUAUGGUGUCUUUUCUCUAGUCUCUGAUUUUUGACAGCUGCAGUGGAAGAGAUUCAAGCCGAAAAUGUACAAAUUUACGAACCAUUUAGCCAACGCAAAGUUGGUAUUGGUACGCAAGCAGCUGGACGGCACCUGCGCCGCCCUGGUGCUCAUGCGCCAGCGGCGGUCACAGGGUACCAACCCCCCGGAGAACUGCCCGCAGCCAACCACUCCGCCCAAGAGUCGGAAGCUGCUGUAUGGCACACUUGGGGCUAUUCUGCUCACUGGGGGCGCCGUUGUCUAUGCCAAGAGCAGCCCCGAAGCCCGCAACUGGCUGGAAAGCAAUAUGCCUAUAGCUAACGACUUUAUCGCACUAGUGUACCAAGAAAAUACAACCUAUUGGAAGAGCGCUGUUAAUACCUUCAACAAUGCCAGCACCUCACUCGGCCACCUGAUGUUCGGGAAGGAAGGCGUGAUCCCCAUCGAGGUCAGAAAGAAGACCGACAAGGAAUUUGAGGCGGAAGCCAAGAUAAACCUCGGUCCCAAAAAUUAUCCAUUGCCUCCGCCGGCGUUCGAACCCCUGUACUACGAGGAACCGAAAAUAGUCGCCCCCGAGGUAAACCAGCCAGCAAUCCUCAUCCAAUCGGACAAAGGCGACCCACAGCCACCGUUGAAGAUCGAGAUCACCAAGGACCUCGUAGAACUUGAACAAGACAUGCACGAAAACACUCGUAUUGCUGUAGACAACUAUAAACAAGCGGUGAAACACGCUGAGAGAUAUAACAAGGCGUUGUAUAAGAUCGUGGAAAGCCCCAUCGAGGACUUGAGCAACACGUUGUUCAAUAAUCUGCAGUCCGCGCAGAACGAUCUCAAGACAACUGAGACUACAGCUAAGACCGCUUGCGCUAAGGCCCGCUGUGCUAUUGAGACCAUAGACCGUAUGCUGAAAGCCGGGGUGAAAGCGCCUCCGGAAUCCAUAGCGUCCACCAAGCGGUACCUGAAGCAGUUCCGCGAAGAUCUGUCCCGCGUCGAGGCCAAUUUUAACGAGGAGAAAGAGAAGGCGGUACUCAGCGACAAGUACUGGGAAAAGGUAGAACACGCGCGGCAGACGUACAAGCGUGAGCUACAAGCGUUGUUCCCCGGCUUGGACCUGAGCGCGCGCAAGUUGGACGUACGCGGUGACACCGAUCUGCUGCUCUUGUACACGCUGCGACAGGUGGCGUAUCUUCAAAAUGAAAUCGCCGAACUGCAGACAGUCAGGGAACUCAAAAUGAACCGAGCUAUCGAAUGUCACGACGAGAAAAAGUUAAUCGAAGCUAAAGUGGAGGACAUGAUUAAAAAGGAACAAUUAGAGAAAGACAAGGAAUUCAAUAAAAAGAUCCUGGAGGUGCAUGCGGAGGCUGCGCGGCAGAUGAAGGAACAGCUCAAGAAACAGAUGGAAGUCCAACAGGAGGUCAUGCAGGCCGCGCUAGCGAGAAAGGAACAAGAGGUGAUGUCCAAAUUCAGCCGCCAAGUAUCAGAACAAGUGGAAAAACAGCGUGUAAUUUUCAAGCGUGAGUUAGCCGCCAUGGCUGGUAAACUGCAGGCCAUCGAGCAGACCCUCAAACAGCGCGCGAAGGCCGAGGAAGAGGCGCGGCGCUCGCAGUCGCUAUGGGCGGCCGCCGAGGCGCUGCUCGCCGCCACGCGCCGCGCCGCCAUACAAGUCACUGUGGACAAGGAGCUGCAGGCGCUAGAGAAGGCUGGUAAAAAUGAUAAGCUGGUCGAGACCGUCUUGAAAGGCAUCCCGAAGGACGCGCGCAACAAGGGUAUUGUCACAGAGAAAACGCUGCGGGACAGGUUUGACAUGAUGGAGCAGAACGCAGUGAAAGUGGCGCUCGUCGGUAGAAAUGGCGCUUCGCUACCUAUCUACUUUCUCUCGUGGCUGCAGUCGAAACUACUCUUCCCUAAGCUAGCUGAAAUACCGCAAGACGAGCUAGACAACCUACCUACAGAUUUUACGCAGUUAGACACGUUUGACAUCAUCCAGAGGGCAAGGUACUACAUGGACCACGGGAACCUGUCCGCUGCCUUGCGUUAUAUUAACCUACUACAGGGCGCGCCUCGCGCCGCGGCCAUCCCGUGGCUGGAGUCUGCGCGCGCGCACCUGGAGAUCAAGCAGGCCGCUGAGGCUGUCAUGGCGCACGCAUCCGUAUCCGGCCUGCUCUACUUGUAGGGACCAUUACAGCGU